ACGAGCCAGCCACCAACUCCCGCCUAGCUGUCAACUGGAGCAGGGCUUAUGGGGCAGCGAGAGGACGUGUUAUCCUCUCCACGCCCUACGCCGGAGAAAGAGAUCAUGUGCGAGUGUCAGGCGAGAGCUCUGUGUGCGUGCGUGUGUUUGCGUGUGAACACAAAGAUACUAUCCGAGGCACCCUGUAUUUGCAUUCCAGUAGAAUAAUACUAUCUGGCAGCGAUGUAGAGACUUCAGGCUUCCAGCUUUGAGCACCGGAGGAAAGGUUUCCUAAUGAAGAAGCAGAGAUGUCAGCUCCACAAUGAAGGUCCGGGAGAGCUACUGAGUUCCCAGGUUUUGGGAAUCAGAUAUAAAUAUAUAUGCCGAGAGUAUGCAUACCUGAGCUCUGAGACCUUUGCUCAGAGCUUCCGAAAAUGCUGAGUAAGGUCAUGAAAGUGACUGGUACUGAACUGAUUCCUGACCAAUCUGCUUGGGUAAACAGGAUUGGGGUGAAAGUAGAAUAUCCAGAAACUAGCCUUGGAAAAUCUCACCCAGGUGCUUCAGGAGACAGCUUGGCCUUCUUAGGAAUCUGUACUUCACAAGAGGGUAGUUCUAAGAGGGAAGGAAUGACUUCAGGGCUCUUGACAACCAGAUCCCAGGAAUCAUUGACAUUCAAGGAUGUAGCUGUUGACUUCACCCAGGAGGAGUGGGGGAAACUGGACUCUAGUCAAAAAUAUCUAUACAAGGAUGUAAUGCUGGAGAACUACAGGAACCUGGUCUCACUGGGGCAUCAAGGUUCAAAACCAUUUGUGAUUUCCCAAUUGGAACAAGGACAAGAGCCUUGGAUAGUAGAGAGAAAAAUCUCAAGAAGUAACUGCAAAGACUGGGAGACUAGACCUGAAGUCAAGGAUCCAAUUCCCAUACAGGGCAUUUUUGAAGAGGAAAUACCUCAGGAGGCGGCAGUAGAAAGAUUCACAAGGGAUGGUCUAUGGUACUCUAAAAUAGGAAAAGUCUGUAAGUCUGAUGAUCAGUUUGAAAAGCAGCCAAAUAACAAAGAAAAAUAUCUGAGACAAGUUACACUUUCCCCAAAGAAAACUUUCACUGGAAAGAUAGACCCUGAGUGUUAUGAAUUUAGUCUGAAUUCAGUCCUUGUUACUGAACAAAGAGUUCCUACAAGAGAGAUUGACCUUGAAUGUGAUGUAUUUGAAAAAACUUUCAAGUGUAAUUUGCAUCUAAUUGGACAUCAGAAAAUCUGUGUAGGGAAGAAACCAUAUGAAUGUAAUGAAUGUGGAAAAGUUUUUAAUAAAGGUGCCCUACUUAGACAGCAUCAGAGAAUCCAUACAGGCGAGAAACCUUAUAAAUGUAAUGAUUGUGGGAAAGCUUUCAGACUUCGUGGAAACCUUACUCAACACAGAAGGAUUCAUACUGGAGAGAAACCUUAUAAGUGUAAUGAAUGUGGAAAAGCCUUCAGAUUGCAUGGACACCUUACUCAACAUAAGAAAAUUCAUCCUGGAGAAAAAAUUUAUGAAUGUAAUGAAUGUGGAAAAGCUUUCCAUAGGACUACACUUCUAUUGCAACAUAAAAGAAUCCAUACUGGAGAGAAACCCUAUAAAUGUAAUGAAUGUGGAAAAGUUUUUAGUAAUAGUGCUCUCCUCAUGCAGCAUCAGAGAAUUCAUACUGGAGAAAAACCCUAUGAAUGUAAUGAAUGUGGGAAAGCUUUCAGACUUAGAGGAAAUCUUACUCAACAUAAAAGAAUCCAUACUGGAGAAAAACCUUAUAAAUGUACUAAUUGUGGGAAAGCUUUCAGUAAGGGUACACUACUUAUGCAGCAUCAGAGAGUCCAUACUGGAGAAAAACCCUAUAAAUGUCAUGAGUGUGGAAAAGCUUUCAGACUUCGUGGAAAUCUUACACAACAUAAAAGAAUUCAUACUGGAGAGAAACCCUAUAAAUGUAAUAAUUGUGGGAAAACCUUCAGUCAGAGUAAACACCUGACUCAGCAUCAGAGGAUUCAUACUGGAGAGAAGCCCUAUGAGUGUAAUGAAUGUGGGAAGGCAUUUUGUGAUAGAUCAUCCUUGACCAAACAUCAGAGGAUUCAUACUGGAGAGAAACCUUAUGAAUGUAAUGAAUGUGGGAAAGCUUUUAGUAGGGGAGCACUCCUUACUCAACAUCAGAGAGUCCAUACUGGUGAGAAACCUUAUAAAUGUAAUGAUUGUGGGAAAGCCUUUAGUAAGGGUGCACUACUUAGACAACAUCAGAGAGUCCAUACUGGAGAAAAACCAUAUAAGUGUAAUGAAUGUGGAAAAGCCUUCAGACUUCGUGGACACCUUACUCAACAUAAGAGAAUUCAUACAGGAGAGAAGCCUUAUGAAUGUAGUGAAUGUGGGAAAACCUUCCGUCAAAGUACAGACUGUACUCAACAUCAGAGAAUCCAUACUGGAGAGAGACCUUAUGCAUGUAGUGAAUGUGGGAAAGCAUUUUGUGACAGAUCAUCUUUGACUAAACAUCAGAAGAUUCACACUGGAGAAAAACCUUAUGAAUGUAAUGAAUGUGGAAAAGCUUUUAUUCGAAGUUCAUAUCUUAUUCAACAUCAUAUAACUCAUACUGGAGAAAAGCCUUUUGAAUGUAAUGAAUGUGGGAAAGCCUUCAGCCUGCAUGCAAAUCUUACUCGACAUCAAAGAAUUCAUACUGGAGAGAAACCAUAUAAAUGUAUUCAUUGUGGAAAUGCAUUUAGGCACAGUUCAGCUCUGAUUAGACAUCAAAGAGUUCACAGUGGAAAGUAAUGUUGGGAAUUUAGUAAAUGUAGUCACCUUUUAGAUGGAGCUUUCAUUCUCUUUGGUCACAGUUUGUCACUGUAAUUGUUUUUGGUGUGUUAAAGUGAUAUGCUUCUAUUCACAUUUCUCUCUCCUCUGUGUACUUUCUUUCCUCAUAUUCACACAAAUAUAUAUGUAUAUAUGCACCCUGCUGUCUAUAAAGGAAUUUAUAAUAUUAAAAAAAUUGAGUAACAAUUUGCCAAUAAUUAAACAAAAAUUUAAAAUUACUAAUCAUUUGUAUAUUUUGAGUUUUGUUAAAUUACAAUUUUUUCAUAAAGCUUUUACUAAUUAUUUUUACAUCAUUUUCAUGCUGAAACAUGAUGUGUGAUACCCUACAAGAGUUGAUACCAAUAGAAGUUAGUUUUUUUUUAACUUUUAAAUAAAUUGGACCAUUUUUCUUAGAAUUAACAUUAUAUGAGUCAGUGAGAAGUAUGCUUAUGGAAAUUGUUUAAUGAAGACCAAUGAACUUUUAGUUUUCUAGGACAAAAAUGAUUUUUAUUUUAAAGAUAGAAAUUUGGGAUGUUGAUCCAGAAUGUUGUACAAAAAUGACAUGGAAAUUGAGUAAAAGUUCAUACAAAAAAUUUGAAAAUAACCAAACUUUAAAGCGAGCAAAAUGAAGACUAUUAAUAAAAUUUUAAAAUACUAUGAAUUGACUGGAAUGGAGAUAGAAGAAAGAAAUCCAUUCAUUGUUGUUUUAUUAGAUGUCCUGAGGUAAAUAAAGUUUCAAAGAAAUUGAGUAAAAACUGGCAAUAAAAGAAUUUGAAAGAAGAAAUUAGUAAAAUUAAGAUAUAAAAAAUAAGUAAAUGGAAAAUACAGUAAAAAAAAAAAAUUUCAGAAAUCUGUGGUAGUUAAAUCCAGACUUAAUUCAGUGAAAAAUGCAAUUACUUUAAGUACAGCAGCUUAAACUUCAGUCUCAUACAAUUAUCUAGACUAUUGGAAAACACAUUUAAGUAACAGACCUGAAUGUUAUAUCACAAUGCUGUAAUUUGGAUAUUACUGACAACCCAGAGAACUUAGGGGGAAAAAAAGACUCUGGAGACUACAUUUCAGAAAGUUUUCUAUUAACUGAAUAAUGUAGGCAUAUCAAACUCAACAUACUCAAAACAGAAUGUAUUAUUCCCCAUUCCCACCCCAUCCCAAAUUAAUAUCUCUUUCUAACAUCCCUAUUUCUGCCAAAAAGCACUAUCAUCCUCCUGGUCAGCCAGGUUCAACACUUUAGAUUCAUUCUCCUUAUCGUUAAUAUCUAAACAGUUGUCAAAUCUGUUUUAUUUCUACUUCUACAUCUCCCACAUCCAUCUCCUCUUCUCUCACAGAGCCACCAUUUUAGGAGUACACUAUACUCUAUUAGUGUCUAUUAGACACUAACUGGUCUCCCGUCUUCUAAUACAUCUUUUACUCAGCUACUAAAGUGAUAUAUCUGAAGCACAAGUCUAAUAUUAAUCCUAUUUUCAGUAAACUACUAUGGUUCCUGUUAUUUGUAUGAUCACAUAUAAAAGUCCUCUGUUUGACAUUUAAAGUCUUUCACAAUUCAUUUUUAAACUACCUUUCUUUUCUCAUUAUAUAUUACUAUCCUAUAUAUACUCUGUGAUUAAAUAGGCCUUCAUACUGUUCUUCGUGUGUGUAUAUGUGUGCAUAAAUGUAUGUGUAUGUGUGUGUGUGUGGGGGGGUACUUCUCCCCUCCUGUUUCUGUGCCUUUUCAUACACAGCCUUAUGUUUAAAAUAUACUUCCCUUCUCACAUCUCUCAAAAUCCCUAAAUUCUUUGAAAGCUCAGCUUAAAGAGCACUACUUCUGUGAGGCCUUUAUGUUCUCAGCUAUUAGUGCCUCCUCUUAAAAUUACCUUGUAUUGAUUUUGUAUGCAUUUUGUAUUUAUUUCUAUGUGUAUAUGAUUUCCCCAAUGGAAUGUAAACUCUUAUGAAGGCAGAGACUGAUUUUUUUUUUGUAUCCCCAUCAUCUACCACAUUGCCUGACACAUAGUGGACACUGAAUAAAUGCUUGUUAUUUGACUGAAA
Molecule: messenger RNA, 4799 nt
Organism: Antechinus flavipes (yellow-footed antechinus)
Lineage: Eukaryota; Metazoa; Chordata; Mammalia; Dasyuromorphia; Dasyuridae
Product: zinc finger protein 420-like
Exons: 6
Coding region: 414-2759 (781 amino acids)
Biological process (GO): regulation of DNA-templated transcription
Source: RefSeq, a predicted model, not a curated record